This is a messenger RNA of Alternaria viburni, 4170 nucleotides long. RefSeq lists its product as uncharacterized. The record is from RefSeq and is a predicted model, not a curated record. Lineage: Eukaryota; Fungi; Ascomycota; Dothideomycetes; Pleosporales; Pleosporaceae. Gene Ontology annotation, cellular component: cytosol. Bases 1 to 4170 code for a protein of 1389 amino acids. Gene Ontology annotation, biological process: glutathione metabolic process. The transcript is spliced from 3 exons. Gene Ontology annotation, molecular function: 5-oxoprolinase (ATP-hydrolyzing) activity.
AUGGCCACUCCCAAGAUCAGUGGGCGGGGAAUCCGCAUCGCGAUUGAUCGCGGCGGUACCUUCACAGACUGCGUAGGCAAUCCCGGCACGGGCAAGAUGGAAGAUGACAUUCUCAUCAAGCUCCUCUCCGUCGACCCCUCCAACUACGAUGACGCGCCGCUCGAAGGCAUCCGCCGCCUCCUCUCCAAGUUCACCGGCACCGAGAUCCCCCGUGGACAGCCGCUCGACACGUCCAAGAUCGAGAGCAUACGCAUGGGCACCACCGUCGCCACCAACGCGCUGCUAGAGAGGAAGGGCGAGGACAUUGCCAUGGUGGUCACAAAGGGCUUCAAGGACUGUCUCGAGAUUGGUAAUCAGAGCAGGCCGAACAUCUUCGCGCUGGAUAUCCGGAAGCCCGAGGUGCUGUACAAGAAGGUCGUCGAGAUCGAUGAGCGCGUCACCCUGGAAGACUACGCCGAAGAUCCGGAGAGAAACCAGACACAGGCAAAGAGCAUAGAAGAGGCCGGAGACAGCGCAGAACUGGUCAAGGGCUUGUCGGGCGAGACCGUGCGCAUACUGCAACGACCACGGGAAGAUGCGAUAAGGAAGCAGUUGCAGGACGUCUACGAUAGCGGACUGAAGAGCAUCGCCGUCUGCUUGAUGCACGGAUACACAUACCCCAACCACGAGGCGUUGGUGGGCAAGAUCGCGAGGGACAUCGGCUUUGAGCACGUCAGCUUGAGCCACGAGCUUAUGCCCAUGAUCAAACUGGUUCCACGCGCUACCUCGGCCUGCGCAGACGCAUACCUCACACCCGCGAUCCGAAAAUACAUCGACGGCUUUUCCAAGGGCUUCGAAGGCGGCCUUGGAUCCAAGAGCGUGAAGCGCGAGGAGGGCUCCAAGGGCGCUCGAUGCGAGUUCAUGCAGUCAGAUGGUGGCUUGGUAGAUGUCGACAUCUUCUCUGGCUUAAAAGCCAUCUUGUCUGGCCCUGCCGGUGGAGUCGUUGGCUAUGCGCUCACAUCUUACGAUCCCGAGACCAAGAUUCCCGUUAUUGGCUUCGACAUGGGCGGCACCAGUACCGACGUCAGCAGAUACGGCGCUGGACGCUACGACCACGUCUUCGAGACUACCACAGCUGGUGUUACCAUACAGUCUCCGCAGCUCGACAUCAACACUGUCGCAGCAGGUGGUGGUUCGCGCUUGUUCUGGAAGAAUGGACUGUUCGUCGUAGGCCCAGAGUCGGCAAGCGCACACCCAGGGCCAGCAUGCUAUCGCAAGGGUGGCCCACUAACCAUCACAGACGCGAACCUUUUCCUUGGCCGGCUAUUACCAGAUUUCUUCCCCAAGAUUUUCGGCAAGAAUGAAGAUGAAGGUCUCGAUGCGCAAGCGAGUGAGAAACUCUUCAAGAAAUUGGCUGAGCAGAUCAACAAAGAGGUUGCAGGUGGUAAUAAGGAGAAGGAGAUGUCGCUGGACGAUAUCGCAAACGGGUUCAUUAAGAUCGCUAAUGAGACCAUGACCCGGCCGAUUCGAAGUCUGACAGAGGCCCGUGGACACGAUACAAGCAAGCACAGGCUCGCCACAUUUGGUGGUGCGGGUGGCCAGCACGCGGUCGCCAUCGCCGAAGCACUUGGCAUCUCGCAAAUCCUGAUUCAUCGCUACUCAUCAGUACUAUCAGCAUAUGGCAUGGCACUCGCUGAUGUUGUCGAUGAGAGGCAGGAGCCAGAGUCUACAGUAUGGUCGGACGAGAAGGAUGUAAGAGAGUACUUGAAGAACAAGAUGGCAGAUCUGAAGAGCAAGUCAACGAGUACGCUUAGGGAUCAGGGCUUUGACGAAGAGCAUGUCCACUUCGAAGAGUACCUCAACCUGAGAUAUCGCGGAACAGAGUCGGCACUUAUGAUCAUCAAGCCGACGAAGGAGGAGGCAGAGCAAGAGUACGACGGCGAUGAGUGGGCUUUUGGCAAGGCUUUCGUCAAGCAACAUGACCAGGAGUUCGGCUUUACUCUACCCGAUCGCGACAUCAUUGUCGAUGACGUACGAGCUCGCGGCAUUGGCAAGACUUUUGAAGGUCUCGAGAAGAGUGUAGAUCAGCAACUCAAGGAGAUCAAACCAAAGGACCUCUCAGGAGACACAAAGCGCUACGAUACCCGAAAGGUCUUCUUCGAAGGCGGCCGGCAAGAUACCUCGGUCUACAAGCUCGAAGACUUAGAAGUGGGCGAUCGAUUGAAGGGUCCAGCAAUCAUCGCAGAUGGUACGCAGACCAUCGUCGUAACGCCUGGUGCCACUGCGCUUGUCAUCCAUACUCAUGUGGUGAUCAACAUUGGUGAGACGGAAGACCAAGAUAAGCAGGUUGACACGAAAGAAGUCGACCCGAUACUGCUCAGUAUUUUUGCUCAUCGGUUCAUGGCUAUUGCUGAGCAAAUGGGCCGCGCGUUGCAGAAAACCAGUGUGUCGACGAACGUCAAAGAACGACUGGACUAUUCCUGUGCACUGUUCGAUGCGGAUGGCGGACUAGUCGCUAAUGUGCAUCUCGGAAGUAUGUCAACCUGUGUCCGCAAACAAGCCGCCAUUUGGAAGGGCAAGCUGAAGAAAGGCGAUGUCCUUGUCUCUAAUCACCCCAUGUUCGGCGGUACCCAUUUGCCAGACAUCACUGUGAUCACACCCGCGUUCAGUGGCGACAACAUCAUAUUCUACGUCGCUUCCCGCGCGCAUCAUGCCGAUAUAGGCGGAAUACUUCCUGGCUCUAUGCCCCCUGCGUCAAAGGAGCUUUACCAGGAAGGUGCAGCCAUCAAGUCCGAGAAGUUGGUGUCGGAAGGACACUUCAACGAGAAGCGCAUCACCGAGCUACUCUUUGAUGAACCAGGCCAAUACCCUGGCUGCUCGGGUACGAGAUGUCUCAGUGACAACAUCAAUGAUCUGAAGGCCCAGGUCGCGGCUAACCAGAAGGGUAUCAACCUAAUCAACACACUGAUGUCGGACUAUGGCGAGCGAGUCGUCAAGUUCUACAUGACAAGCAUACAAGCCAAUGCGGAGCAGUCCGUUCGCGCGCUGCUCAAGGACGUAUACAAGCGGUUCGAGGGCCAAGAUCUGAGCGCAGAGGACUUCAUGGAUGAUGGUAGUCCAAUACGACUGAAGGUCUCUAUUGAUCCUGAGAAGGGUGAAGCUGUCUUUGACUUCUCUGGCACCGGGCCUGAAGUGUACGGAAAUAUCAAUGCGCCAGAAGCCGUCACCUACUCAGCCAUUAUAUACUGUCUGCGCUGUCUGAUCAGCGAGGACAUCCCAUUGAACCAAGGCUGUCUCAAGCCUAUUCACGUUCUCAUCCCCAAGAAGUCGUUCCUCUCGCCGUCUGACAAUGCCGCUGUUGUAGGUGGCAAUGUUCUCACAAGUCAGCGCGUGACAGACGUCGUCCUCAAAGCAUUCCGUGCUUGUGCUGCAAGCCAGGGAGAUUGCAAUAAUCUCACUUUUGGAUUUGGCGGUACAACAUACGGACAAGGAGAAAAGAGCGGCGAACGCAAAGACACGAAGGGUUUUGGAUAUUACGAAACAAUUGCAGGAGGAUCUGGUGCAGGCUCGACUUGGAACGGCACCAACGGUGUUCAUACGCACAUGACCAACACCCGAAUUACCGACUCCGAGGUCUUCGAGCGAAGAUACCCCGUUCUACUCCGUGAGUUUUCACUCAGGGAAGAUAGUGCAGGUAAGGGCAUGCAUAUCGGUGGCGAGGGUGUAAUCCGCGACAUCGAGUUCCGCAUCCCCGUUCAAGUCAGUAUCCUCAGCGAACGAAGAGUUUACCAUCCAUACGGUAUGGAAGGAGGAGGAGACGCCGCAUGCGGUUUGAACAUCUGGGUGAAGAAGGUAGACAAGAAAGCCAUCGACCAAAAUUCGGAUUCCAAGCGCCCAACGGAACUUGUGGAGGAUGCGCAUGCGCCUACCACUUCUCAUGCAGUUGAAACUCUGCUGAAGAAGGAUGCCGACAUCAGGAAGGAAGAUGUGGAGUACAGAUACAUCAACAUGGGCGCUAAGAACACGGCAGCCAUGCGCCCUGGUGAACGCAUCAUCAUCCACACGCCUGGUGGCGGUGGCUGGGGUAAAGAGGGCGAGCAAAGUAGGGUGCAGGACAGGAUUGACCCCAAGGGAAGUUGGAAGGGUGGAAGCAUAGCUGGAAGACAAAGUACUGCGGAGGCUAGUGCUUAG